ACGCGCGUCGACAACAAGGGUGAAAGGGAGGAUGAAGACCCCCUCUAAGCCGGGUCCGAAGGGGAGGAAUGGCGAGAGAUCUGGCCGACCUUGCCCGCCUGUGGGUCGAUGACAAAGCGUUCUGGACGAUGGGGGAGGGGCGAAGGCUGUACAACAUCGUCCACGAAACGCGGGAGUACUUUGUCCCCAUCGCCAGCGGAAUGCAAGCGCCCACCCUGCCCAGGAGCGUCGUCAUGCCGAAAUCGUCGAUGACCGUCACAAGGAUUGCGGAUCCCACACAACUGCAGCAGGUGAUCGCCCGCGCGACGGCAAUGGAGAAUAACGCUCUGCGCAUCUUGCAUGGAUGGGUCUUCAAGUCCGAGAACCGUCCCCAAGGAUUCAAUGUCGCUUUCCAGUAUGUGUUGGAGUCGGUGGCGACGGACAUUGCGAGCGUCAUGUGGAACGGUGAGGAGUGGAGUAACGUCGUUAGCUCGCCCGUUUGCGCGCACACAAUCGACCUCAACAUGGACCUGCCUUUGUGGUUUGCAGGCACGAACAUCGAAGACAGGACGGAAGACGACGACAUGGCGGCGCACCAAGAGUCAACCGUCAUAUGCAUCGCGCAUGCGUUUCGCGCCGCGGUGCAAAUGGGUGGCAUCGUCGACGGUGGUUUCAUCUCGCACGAGCGUCUGUCUAGAAUAGCGGAUUGUUUCAGAUUGAUGUUGGCUGCUUGCAUGUGGUUGAUGUGCAUGGCGGGAGACGAUGCGCGCAGCCACUACGAAGCUUUUUACUUCGCAAAGCUCGUCGCGUCCAUUCAUCGCGCUUUCGAUCAUCGGAGAUCCAUCAUCCGAGCCACGAACGCCAUCACGGAGAGACUGGGGAAGGCGAGCGCAACACUUGAAGAGUACCCGAAGUACAUCCCCCACUGGGCUUCCUGCGGCAUCGUCUUUGGGCAAGAUGCGAGCAUAACGGGGCCAGAGGACGCGAAGAGGAGGGAUUGGUUGGGUUCCGGUCCCUUGGAGGACGACGACAACGACGACGAUGCGAAAGAGGACGCGUAGGGGGGGGCGGCCGGGAGGUAGAGGGUGUCGCCGGUGCUUACACGUGGAG
Molecule: messenger RNA, 1089 nt
Organism: Chara braunii
Lineage: Eukaryota; Viridiplantae; Streptophyta; Charophyceae; Charales; Characeae
Source: the annotation of a GenBank genome assembly